CAAGUAACGUAACCCAAACACUCACUCGGCCGAUUUUUAUAUACUUUUAUUUCGCACAAGACUGUUUUUCUCUUGAAUUUGAACAGGCAAUGCUUGCUAGCGGCGUACUAUUUGCCUGAUCCUAGUUUGGACUUUUUGAACGGAGAAUAGUAGACGAAAGAUCCAAAUCAAUGUGCGCUUUGCUGCGGAUGAGAAGAUCGCACAAAACUGUUUUUCGAGAGCUUCAAACGAGCGUGUCUGUAAAAUAUAUUUCUUCGCUCGUCUUAUAUGUAUCGGUGGUGAAAGGGGAACGAGUGAGUAAAAAUGGCCCCAUAGUACAUAGCUUUGAACUUGUUUGCGACAUAAGUAAAUUUCCCGGGAUCGAUAAUACAUCGUGGCUGAGUCAAACUCGCCCUGAAUUAUAUCGUCAAUAAUCAAUGUUCUUGGAUUAUUACCGAGAGGACAACCUUGUUUGUAUGUCCGGCUUUUCUUAUUCAUUUGCUCCACUUUACAAUUCCUCAUCGGGUGCGCCCUAAAUGAAACCGUAGUUAGCAGCACCUUGAAAUCAUUGAGCUGUGACGUCAUAACUAUUUGUUUCCGCGCUAAAACGUAUCGACAAAAGGCAGCAAAACUACUAGCGUUUCACGCUCAAUCGGAUAGCGCAGCAAGAGAUCAGUGCCCAAGGAAAAUUUGCCGUAUUCACAGAACUUCCCCUUGUGGUCGCCAUGCACAAGGAAUCUACAAAGUACCUCCGUUUUUUCUUCAGACUUAUCACUCUUCAAAGACGGCGGAUUGUUUAUAUAUCUAUACUCAUUAUUUUAACAUUUAGCGGAAUUUAUCUUACAAUGCUUAAACAUACUGGUUCGGAACCCUCCAUUGGUGAACGAAGUGUUCAGUUUGUUUGGUCAGAUGAGAAAAUACGCUCAAAGACCUCUAGGGAGAAAGCUAUAAUCGAAAGCUUUUCUACAACGCUGAUGAAUAAAAACGGAACUCGAUCGGCGUGCAAGCUUCCAAAACUAGACCCCUUUCACGAAAGUGUUAUGCCAUUCAUGAAGGACUUGGGACAUUUGGAAUGCGGCGAUCCGUAUUCUAAGUUCGAGAAUAAUGUUCUUACUGUUCAGGGAGACAAUAUCGUAGCAGUUCAGUACAAGAUUAUUAAACGUCCUGAUCGGAGUGAUUUCUCUGUGUCACUAUCUGAGGCCGUGAACGUGCCGAAUAUCGUAAAUGCAACGAAUGAAGACAAUUCCACCGCAGAUAUAAAGCAAGGUAACCAUGGUUGCGUGAUGCACCUUGCAAGCAGGACGUGUCUUCAUCCUUAUGGCGGUCUCACCCACCCCUCCCCUGGUACUAAAGUAGUCUUCCAUCAAGACUGCUGCAAGAGCCGCAUUCUCUUCAGCAUGCAGGCCAACGGUACCAUCAAGCACCUGCCCAGCGGUCUCUGUCUCCAUGGCGACGUCAAGAACCACGGCCGGAAUAUAGUGCUACAUCCUAUCUGCUCUACGGUGUUUAUGAUGGUGAAUGGGUCGUUGGCAAUCGCUGGUAGCCGGGGGAUGUGUCUUCAGCCCGAGCGCGAGGUACUGGCGCCAGAUAAUGACGAGUUGCUCAUUAGUGGGCGGGACUGCAGUGCUACUUACGCCUUUAGCACAUUCCAAGGAUCUUCAUUUCUCGGGCGUGUCAAGAUCGAGCAUGACUUCGUCUUGGUAAAUGUUAUCCAUGGCGGGUCCAGUGAGACCUCAGAGGUGCACAUGAACGCCUCGCCGAGGCCAGGGGUGCUGAAGCGAGUAGUGAAGCCUGCGGGUUUACCCUUCAACGUCGUCAUGAUCAUGUUCGACUCGACCUCAGCGGCGAACUUCUUGCGCAAGAUGCCCAGGACGCUUGAAUAUCUGCAGGAGCUACCGACCGUGUUCUUAAAAGGUCACACUAUUGUAGGCGAUGGCACUACCGCCCAACUGUGCGCAAUGCUUACCGGGAUAGACGAGCGUUACCAACCGGAAGCCCGACGCCGAAUGCCCGGCGCUAAACACGUCGACGACUGGCGGUGGAUCUUCCGAGACUACGCCGAGCGUGGAUACGUCACGAUGUUCUCUGAAGACUCCCCGGGGCUCGGUACGUUUAAUUAUCGAUUGAAAGGCUUCAGACAUCCACCGACGGAUCACUACGGGCGGUAUUUUUGGCUCGAGGCAAAUAAGUACGAGAAGAAUGAUUACUGCACGGGCAACAAAGCGACCCAUAAGCUCACCAUGGAUUACCUUUAUAGCCUUUUUAAUGCGUACCCCAAAAAUCCCAAAUUCGCUUUUCUUCUCUUCUCCGCACUCGUUCACGAUAAUCUUAAUACACUUGGUUAUGGGGACGAGGAUACUUAUUUCCUCCUCAAGAGAAUGGAGAAAGAUUUCUUCCUUGAUGAAACUAUAGUUAUAAUCUUUGGCGAUCACGGACAUCGAUUUGGGCCGUUUAGGAAAACUUUGCAAGGCAAACUCGAAGAGCGUCUACCACAUAUGUCUAUAACGUUUCCCAAGUCAUUCCCUUUGAAGUAUCCACAUUUAUACGAGAACAUUAAAAGGAACUCUAACUAUUUGACCACGCCGUUUGAUAUGUACGCUACGCUGCAACAUAUCCUCACUUACCCGUUCCCGCCCGCGGGAAUCAAAACGGGACAAAGCUUGUUCCAGCCAAUUGAGCCGCUGAACAGGACUUGUAAGAGCGCGGGUGUGGAAGAUCACUGGUGCACGUGUUUGGACUUUGAAAAAGUUUCCACAAAAAGCGAGCUUGUCAAAUCUAUUGCCAAGUUCGCGGUCGAACACAUUAAUAAGUUACUUGAUUUCGACGCUAGGGUGAAGAGACUUUGUCGAAAGCUAACGCUAGGUGAAAUAAAAGUGGCUUUACGAGAGAUGCCAAAUGAAAAACUACAGAAAUUUAAAAUGAGUUAUCAAGACCACCAUUGUGACUCUUGUGGGGCCAUGUUCGGUGAGAAAGCCAAAGAUACCAUGUACAGAGAUGCACUUUAUCAAAUCCACUUCGUGACUUUUCCGAAUAAUGGCUUUUACGAAGCGAGCGUGAAACUGGAAGAAGGGAUGCCUCUGAAGGUUGUUGGAGAUAUUAGCAGGGUAGACCGGUUUGGGACUCAACCGGAUUGUAUAAAAGACGCGUAUGUCCAUCUGAUAAAGUAUUGUUAUUGUAAAUGACGACGAACAACUUAUAGCGGUCAAAUUUCUAGCAUCUAAAUCCAAUAUCACUCGUUGAAUUACAAUGCGUAUAUUAUAGUGUGUUCUAAUUUGCAAAUAAUUCUAUAACUAUUUUGACUAAGAUUAAGGUGGUUGAUUUUCUCCAAUACAAGCCCUGGCUGAAAAAUCAGGCUAAGAUAGAACCUCUACCCCAGCGUUUUUUUGGAAAUAUUCAACAUGACGUCGAACUGACGACAUUAAAACCUGGGCAAAAUCUUAGUAAAUUCAUGCAAGUUUACGUGGAAGUUCUCGACAUACAUAGCUUCAGGCCUACAGAAAAGUGCAAAAUGAUGAAAGUUAGAAAAACGACAGUUUUCCAAAACUAGAUAGAUUGAUGGAAGAUACCGCAACCCUACUCCUACUCACUAGUCCUGGUUUAAGCGGUUAGAAUAUAGUAUUUUCCAGAUUUUCCAAAUCCUCAGAUGUGGAAGAGGAUUUGUACACUACGUUUCUGUUACUCUAAAACUUGUUGUUGUAUUGUACACAGUCGUAUGCAUUACAUGACCUCUCUCUCUUAGCAUUCACCAAUUAAAAAUGCGCAAACCAAA
This is a messenger RNA of Nematostella vectensis (starlet sea anemone), 3748 nucleotides long. RefSeq lists its product as uncharacterized. NCBI's taxonomy places the organism in Eukaryota, Metazoa, Cnidaria, Anthozoa, Actiniaria, Edwardsiidae. The transcript is spliced from 5 exons. The coding region runs from base 705 to 3161 and encodes 818 amino acids. The record is from RefSeq and is a predicted model, not a curated record.